CGGAACAGCGACUCCCUCUGAUUCCGGCCAGCUUGUCUACAGCAGGUGCAGUCCGCCAUCACCGUCCGCUGCACCGGUUAACGGGAGUCUCCGCACACACAAUGCACCGGCUUUUGUUCGUAUUUCUGGCCGCUGCCGGGACGUCUGUGCUCGGCGUCCCGCGGCUGGAGGUCUCCCCGGCGGCCGGGCCCUGCCUCGCCCCGUCGCAGUGGGAGGGCCGCUGGGUCCUGUACGACCACAGCACCGGCAGGAACAGCCGAGCCGCGGUCUCCUACGACAGCCUGAACUGGAGGAUCCGAGUCCUGCAGCAGCACAAGAAGCACACCCCAUGUCAGAGGUUUUUUGAGUACAUCUACUUGUAUCAGAACAUGGUGAUGUUCCAGAUUGACCAGAAGACCAAAGAGUGCUCAAAGAUCGCUCUGACGGACGCCUGGGAUCCCUUUGACAUCCCCGAUAACUCCACCUUCGAGGACCAGUACGUUAUCGGUGGCCCUGGGGACAACGUGGAGGUUCAGGAAUGGUCCGAUAGGAAGCCGGCUCGCCAGCAUGAGACCUGGGUGGGCGUCUACACCCUGAAGGACUGCUACCCAGUGCAGGAGACCUACACCCGGAACAGCAGCGUCACCACUUCAACCCGCUUCUUCAACCUCCAGCUGGGCAUCAGCGAUCCCAACGUCUUCACGCCGCCCAGCACCUGUCAAGCAGCCCGGCCCGACAGGAUGGCUGAGUUCAACUGCUGAGGCCUCACCACAUCUCACUUUAGAGACACUUAAUAAUUCUAGCCACUGACAGUGUGCAGUAAACUGAGAUUUUAAUAGUGGACAAGUGCUCUUUUCUUCAUAAAAGUCCUGGAAUCACAGUUUCAAAAUACUCAGCUAUAAGUAAAAGUCCUGCAUUUAAUUGUACUAAAAGAAAGUGCAGAAAUAUCAGCAAAAUGUAUUUAUCGUUGCAAAGUAAAAAUUCUGCAGUAAAAGUAAUCCCUGUGACUGACAUACUGCUGCUACAUUUAGCUAAUUUAGUCCAAAGGUUCCCUGCAUUUGGGAAGUUACAAGAAAAACCUGAAUGCCUGUGAUGUUGUUAAUGAUUUCUGACUUUUCUCCAAUCUUUUGGCAAGUUUGUUGUAAAAUUCUGAAUAAUUACAAAAAAAACCCCACACACACCCAGACAUGUAAUGGUCAAAAUUAAAUGAAGUUGUGUAAAAUGCA
Molecule: messenger RNA, 1205 nt
Organism: Stegastes partitus (bicolor damselfish)
Lineage: Eukaryota; Metazoa; Chordata; Actinopteri; Pomacentridae
Gene: epdr1
Product: ependymin related 1
Exons: 3
Coding region: 102-740 (212 amino acids)
Biological process (GO): cell-matrix adhesion
Cellular component (GO): lysosome; extracellular region
Molecular function (GO): calcium ion binding
Source: RefSeq, a predicted model, not a curated record